Molecule: messenger RNA, 1101 nt
Organism: Closterium sp. Naga37s-1
Lineage: Eukaryota; Viridiplantae; Streptophyta; Zygnematophyceae; Desmidiales; Closteriaceae
Source: the annotation of a GenBank genome assembly
AUGUACAUCACUCUCUACUUCAUAGUCUCCCGCCUCCCUGACUCUCUUCGCGUAGUGAGGGACCACAGUCUCGCACUUGACCCCACAGACCUUCUUGUUGACCUGCUCGAGCAGCACCUCCUUGCAGCUGAGACUAGUGUAGUCGCUGUAGGUGCUGCUCAUAGCACUCCUUGCACGCCCUUCUUUGAGUGGUGUUCCCCCUCCCCCCUUGCCCCCUCCUACGCCCCUGCUGCUGCUGUUGACGUCCUUGGUGCUGAGGAUGUCGGGGCUGCUUCUGCUAGUGGGAAGUGCCGCAGCAGCAAGAGCAAGGGUGGCGAGAGUAGUGGAGGUGGCAGUGGGGGUGGUAGUGGGGGCGAUAGUGAAGGUGGUGGAGGUGGUGGAGGUGGUGGCAGCGGUGGGAGUGGUGGCAGGAGUGGGGUCUUUGGUGGCGGCGGUGGAAGCAGCGGUGGGAGUGGCGGUAGUGGAGGCACUGGGAGUAGUGGCAGUCGGGGUGGAGCUCUUCAGAGGGGAGGUUCUGGUGGUGGCCAGCGGCAGCAGCAGCAGUGUCGGAGCGAGAACCCUUUGCCCCAGCAGCUUCGUGAGUGGUUUUCUCAGCAUGGGGCGUCUGGGGGUAGUGUUAGCUGCCCGUAUGUCAUUCGCAUGGGUGACCGUGCUGGUCAAACAUGCGGGAAGCCUCACACUCAGCACCGCUGCUUCUCCCGCCUAGACGACGCUUGGCGCGCAGAGUUUGGUGACGAGGCCGAGCGCCCCUGCUGGGCAGAGCUGCUUAGGUCGGGAGUUGCUAUCUUUGAUCUUGACUAUGAUGCUAUCCUUGCUGCUAUGUAUGCCUUGUCUGUUAGUGCUGAGGGUGAUUGUUACCUGUGUGUGCUACCUGACCCAGGUAUAGAGGCUGCUGCUCUAGGUGCUAGUGAGUCUGCUCUCCCUCGUACUGCGCUUGCUGAGGCCUUGCACACCUUUCCGCUUGACUCAGCGUGUGUCGAUCUGCACGUGUACAUGGACGGGCCGUCUCCUGGCCAUGUUCACCCGUCGGCCUGGGUCGAGUCUGUACACCCUGCUACCGAGCCUCCUCAGGUAGCUGCGUCUGCUCAGGUGUCCGCGUGA